Messenger RNA from Prorocentrum cordatum, 2898 nucleotides. The record is from the annotation of a GenBank genome assembly. Lineage: Eukaryota; Dinophyceae; Prorocentrales; Prorocentraceae.
AUGCGCCCGCCGCCCCUGGCGCCGUGGUGCCUCGCGGCAGCGCUGCUGGGCGGCCGGCCGCUGCGGGGCCUGGCGCAGGACGAGCCGGGGCCCGCCGCCGUGAUUUCCACCGAGGGCCUCUCGGAGCCCGAGCUGCGGGACGCCCUCGGCGCGCUCCUGGGCCACGCGGACGGGGCGGUGAGGCAGGCCGCCGAGGCGGCCGUCCGGGGCGCCGCGCCGCCCGAGCGGCCCGCGGCGCCGCCCUGGUACUGCGACCCGCAGCGCGGCUACCCCUACGCGCUCUUCGCCCUGGAGCUCGCCGGCAUCGCGCUGCUCGUGGCCGCCUGGGAGACGGCGUGGCUCGGGAGCAGCCUCGCCCUCGGCGGCGGCUGCUUCCGCCGCCUGCGGUGGUCCAGGCGGGACCCCCCCGCCGCGGGCGACAUGGGCACGUCCCUCGGGCGCGACGCAAAGCAGCCAGCGCAGCGCGCGGCCUGGGGCCGGCCGCAGAUCGACCAGUUCUGGGCGGCCCUCGAGGCCGUGCCCGGCUCCGCCCCGAAGGACGAGGAGGAGCACGACGAGGUCUUCUUCUCGAGGAAGUACUUCGCGGGCAGGGUCGGCGGCUGCGCGCGCAUCGACGUGCGCCGGAAGGGGUGCGUCCUGCAGCCGCUCACCGUGCGGACGAAGGCGUACGAGCCCACCGCGUCCAACUAUGCCGCCAAGGCGGGCAGGGACUUCCAGCCGUUCGAGCGGGACAUCCACUUCGCGGCGGGGCAGACGUGCCAGACUUUCGAGAUCGAGCUCCCGCGCAGCAGGGCGUCGUGGGCUCCGACGGCGUGGUUCCGCGUGGAGCUGGCGGCCGUCGUCUCCGGCACUGCCCGCCUCGGGGGGCCCACGGUCCCGCAGAGAGAGGCCCACCAGGGGCCGAUCGCCCGCGUCUACAUCCUGCAGGAUGUCGACUUCCCGCCUGGCGCGCCGGAGCACCUUUGGAGCGAAAGCAGCACCGGCUUCAGGCUGAUGCUCCACUACCUCAGGAUGCAGCGCCACGCCCGCGGGGAGAAGUGGACCAAGACGUUGGUUGGCCUGUGCUACGACCCCAUACACACGGUGGUGGUGACGGCUUUCGUGAAGACCUGGAUGCUGGACUGGGCCGCGAACGAGGACGGGCCGAAGGACUACCACUCGAUCAUGCUGCUCGUCUGCCUCUACAUCUUGUCCACCGCCCUGAACAGGUGGGGAGACCAGGUCCAGACGAAGAAUCGCGGUCGGACCGGGGCCAUCAGGAUGGGACACCGCAGGGACUUGUUCUGCAAGAAGAUGAUGCUGGAGCACGUCGAGCACUGCCGGGUGCCCGCGGAGCAGUGGUUCUACGUGGCCCUGCAGAACGUCGACGUGGUCACCAUGGACGGCUACUGGCAGGGGUUCCUGUUCCUGCAGAGCGUCUUCGCCCUGCUGCUCUCCAUCACGGUCAUCCUCGUCCAGGCGGGUCUUCACGCCCAGUACACGCCUGGGCACACCAUCACGUUCGCCAUGCUGUUCCUGCUCGUGCCGGUGGCCGUCUGCCUGAGCAUAGCCCGGCGGGUGCGCACGGAGGUGCUGCUGACGAGGCGCAUGGAGGACGAGGCCAUGUGGGUGGACACUUGGGCCUGGCUCACCAACGCGGGCUCGCAGCUGUUCAGCUUCGGGCCCAGGGAGAAGGCCCGGGUGGAGGCCAGCUUCGCGGCGGAGAGCAAGGAUUUUGUGGGCUGGCACCAGAAAGCACGCGACGAGAUGAACGACACAGCGUGGAUCAUACACUGGGGCACCGCGACCUCCUACGCCCUGAUCCUCGGGCACGGCGGCAUCGCCCUGCUGCGUGGGGAUAUGACCGCCGGCCAGUUUGUGCUGCUCUUGAACAUCGCCAGCUCCUACAGCAAAUACCUCGGCAGAGCCUACGAGAGCGUGGUCUAUCUGCAGCGGGGCAGCGUCUCCCUGAAGCGGCUCUGCAGGCUCAUGAACUUGCCAGAGCACAAGUCUCUGCAGGAGGCCCUCGGGAAGGAGGCGCGGGAGCCGCCCGAGGAGAGUCGGCGCUCCCGGCGCAGCUACACUCAGCUCAUGGACCUGCGGCAGCUGGAGUUCCGGGAUGUGCGGCUGGACCUCCCCAGAGACCACGACCUCGGGCCCCUGAGCGCGCUGCGGCUGCGGUCGGACGAGGCGCUGAGCAUCCCGCUGGGCAGGGUGGUGCGCAUCCGCGGCGGCUCGGAGGGUCUGCGGUACAGCUUCAUGGCGCUGGCAUCGGGCGUCGUCCCGCCAACCAGGGGCAGCGUAGUCUGCCCCGGCGACGUGUGGGCCAUCAUGAUGGCAACGACACCGAUGAGGUCCAGCCACCUCACGGUGCUUGAGGCGCUGAUGCUGGCUGGCGCCAAGAAGGAAGUCGCCGAGAACUUGGCACGUGCAUUGUGCCUGGCCGCGGACCUGGACACGAGGGCUCUGGCUCCUGGCGAGCUUCAGACACUGACCCUCGUGCGCGCCCUGCUGCGCGAUCCCGACGUCCUGGUGGCCUCGCGGCCGCUGAGCUACGUGCUGCGGGGCUUUCGCGCCAACCUCGUGCGGCUGCUGCGUGCCUGGCAAGCUGGCGGCGCUGGGGCCGUGCUGAGGGUCGCGGGCGACGUGACGGCGAGCAUCGGUCCGGAGCUGGCGCUCCAAGAGACGUUGCCGCUGAGGCCCGACGGGCUGGGCUCCGCGGAGCCCAGCGCCUGGAGGCGCGGCAACCACCGCCGCACGCUGCUGAUCACCGACGAAGACAUGGGGCGAGAUGUCGACCCGUGCGACGUCUUCGUGGACCUCGACGAGGUCGUGGAGGUGGCGCCCCCCUCUGGCAGCGGCCGCGGGACCGAGAGCUGGGCGCCCCUGGGGGCGGCGAAGGCGCGCUGGCAGCUGUGA